CUGUUGUAUUUCCGCGUGCUUCCGCCGCGUGUCAUACCCAAGGUUAUUCGAACCAUAUCCUCUCUCGGCGCGGGUCACUACUUUCUGGACUGCAGCACUUCAUAAUCCACAGGGAUGGGCAUGCUAUCCCAGCUGUCCAUCUUCCUGUGGAAGAACCUGUACGUCCAGAAGGUAAAGCGCCACUACGUCCUGACCGCGGCAGAGCUGGUAGUGGCGCUAGCAGCCUUCGUCAUGGUGGAGAGAGACCGACCCUUGCCACCCGACAACAUCCCCUUCCCUCCUUACCUGGCACCGGCCUCCGUGUACAAUCAGCAGAGAGAGUUCAUACUCAGCAAGCCCAGAAAGGUGCUCUACUUCCCGAACACUCCUGACGUGCAGCUGCUGCUCAUGGACGCCUUCCCUGGCAUCGAAAUUGAGGGCUAUGCCAACCACGACGCUAUGAUUGCGGGCUACCAAACGCAGGCGCCAAAGCCUGACUUGGGGCCCGACCAGAAUAUUAUCACCAUACAGAUCGACACCUCGACCAACCAGACCAACCUACAGUACAUCAUAGGAUUCUACGACAACACCAACUUCCUGUCACGGCGUCUCAAGAACAACCCAGUCUUCGAACCCCUCCCAGACGCAGUGACCCAGCGGGUGACCACAGCGUUUGCGCAGAUAGCCGUCAACCGAGCGCACCGCAAGAUGGUCCAAUCACGAUCGAAAGGCGUCACUGCACCAAGCUUCGAGGUAGCCAUCCAACGGCUCCCGGAGGGACCGCAUCCACUGGAGUCGGAGAGUCGACGUAGCUUCAUGGCCACGAGGAUAGGCCUGGCAUUCAUCUUGCCCUUUUGCGUCUUCAUUACGCGCCUGGUCAAGGAGACGCACACGGGCAUGAAAGAGAAUAUGCGUCUCAUGGGCAUGAGGGACUUUGCCUACUGGAUGGGAUACUACCUGACUGCUAUCAUCUUUGGCAUGAUUAUGAGCACGCUCAUCAUCGCGUACAUGUCCUUCGUCCCUUAUCACAAUCAGAGAUUUCUGGACGGCACCAGCAAGACCGUUGUAAUCGUUAUCUUCUUCCUCUUCUGCUUGCAAUAUGGCAGCUUAGCCAUGUUUCUGUCGCUCUUCUUUACAAGCAUACCGGCGUCCAUUGUGUUCUCUUUCGGAUUUUGGUUGACAUCUUACGUGGUGCCCACGGGGACGCUCGAGGUCUGGCAUGGUUACUCUGCCCAUUACCUGUUGCUGAGCCCGAGGACCAAGCUUGUGAGCUCUUUCUUUCUCCCCUGCAUGGGUCCCCACUGGUGCUUCAGAAUCAUAGGGUGCGCGAACCUCGUCGGCGAAGAGUACGGUUGGGGUUCCGUUUUCUCACCAGUACUCAAACGGGAUAACGUCUCCAUGAUCAGGAUUUGGAUUGCGAUGCUGACAAGCACAAUUUUGCAAUGGGUACUGUUGUGGUACUUCGGCAACGUUCUUCCAUGGGCUAAAGGUGUGCCUCGAUCGCCUUGGUUCCUCUUGUCGCCUCGUUACUGGUUCGUGUCGGGUCCCGGGUCCUACCAACCGCUGGAGCAGGCCCUGCCUGAUAAUGUGCGCUUUGAACUUGAUCCUCCGGGUGUUGAGGCGGCAGUGUUUGUAAAUCGCCUCGAACUUGAAAAGACUCAAGUGUUCAUCUUGCACGAGACAACUUUCAAGGCUUUUCCCGGUGAGAUCACGGUUGUGCUGGGCCCGACGGGAUCGGGCAAAACUGCACUUGUGCGUGCCAUUACAGGCAUGCUCGUGCCAGCCAGUGGGCAGGUCAUCGUGUGUGGAUUUGACAUGGCACAAGACACUCGCGAGGCUCGACAAAAGCUGGGCCUGUCUCAAAAGCACGACGUACUUUUCGACGACUUGACUGUUCGGGAGACACUGCGAUUCUUCGCCGUACUGCGAGAUAUUGAGGGUGACGUCGACGCACGUGUCGCGCAGAUAUUGGAGCUCGUUGGGCUGCGCGAUGUCUGGUCUACCGCGGUGUCCAACACCCUGAGCUUGACGAAUCGGCGCUUUCUUUCCGUCGCCAUAGCAAUCGUGGCUGCACCUCGUGUUGUUGUGCUCGACGAACCUCUCUACGGGCUGGACACUGUUGAUCGAAGACGAUUAUGGGGUAUACUGCAAAAGGUGAAGGCCACCGGUCCUACGUCCCUGAUCGUGACCACAUCCAACGUGGAGGCCGAGAUGCUCGGAGACCGUAUUGCCAUUCUAGGUUACGGUUCCCUCAAGUGCCAUGGCAGCCGGGCGUUCUUGCAUCGUCGUUUCGGGUGCGGAUAUAACAUUCGUUUUACGAAGCUGCGGAAAUUCCAAGCCAAACAGUGCGUCGACAUAGCCAAGUCUCACGUGCCUGAAGCGUAUAUCCUAUCUGAUCACAAAGACGCUCAAGUGGUAAGCCUAGGGGAAGCUGCGCCUCCUGAAAAGAUGGCGGCUUUGCUUCAACGCUUUGAGAAGGACAACGUCAAAUUGGGGAUCGGACACAUGUGUGUCUUCGCUACGACCAUGGAGGACGUCUACAUUCGCCUUGUCCUGGAACUCGAGGACAGACCGGAACGUGUCAGGGCCGGAGGAAAAUCAGUGCUGAUGACACGGCGUGGCAGCAGACGUAUGAGCUUGAUGACUGGCUUUGCCGGUGACCUGGACCUGUCUGGCGAAAACGUUGCCAUAGCUACGAACAGGUUCAUAGCGGGCGUGGGAUCCCAGGAAGAAUACUACGAGUCCGAAGUACAGGUUGAGGCCCACGUCCAGGAACUCUGGGAACUGAAGCCCGGGCGGCCGGGCACCCUGCAAGUCCUCAAGGCCCUGCUGCUAAAGCGCUUGUUCUACACGCGGCAGUCAUGGGCACUGCCGCUCUUUUGCUGGCUGGUGCCGACGGCGUUCAUGUUCUGGAUGUGUUAUUUCGAAAAAUCGAGGUACGGAAUCGUAGAGAGCAGCGUAGAAGUUUCCCCGGACAACAUCGUCUAUGAUUUGGAGCUGGUUCACCCGAACGCGAAGGUGUUCGUGUCCUACGACAUCAACGGCAUGGCGCUGGCGCAUAACAUCUACAUGCCGCUCGUGGAAGAGCACACGGGCCAGGUGACCACGAGGGAGGACAUAAACCAAUUUCUGGACGCACUCUCCAAGGAGACAGCUCCCGAAAUGAACUUCUUUUUAGGAGCGCGGUUCACUGAAGACAAACAGCAGAAAUCCGGUCAAGCCAUUGCGUACUACUAUGGUGACGCGUAUCAUACGGAGGUGAGUGGAAGAACAAGAGCUUUAUUGUCAUAUUACGAUUAUAGUAAGUGCACGAAGCGAGAUGAAAGUUGGUGCGAAGCGAGUGGUGGUGACCAACUUUCAUAUGAUGUGAGCCUGGCCAUGAGCGGUGAACAGACGGAGCGGGAACCAGUGGGAGGCUACGGUGUUAGCAUAUGCGUCAUGGGCGGACUUCAUGUGGAACGUCCGUCUGGAAAGCCUGGCGGAGAACCCAGAGUAGCCACAGCUGAUGGUGGGACGCGAACACGAAGGCAUUUGCCACAAACCAUGGUGUUAGAAGUAAUGCACGCACUGUUCUCCAUUUUUCAGUCCCUCUCUCUGAACCUCGUCCACACCGCCCUUCUACGCACCGUUUCUGGAGAGCCCACCUCCAAGGUGACCGCCGCGUUCCGCCCCAUUCGCAGCGACACAGUAAAAGAGGACUCCAUCCGGCUCAUUCACAACAAUCGCACUAAACUGCUGUCCCACAUAAGCGCCCACCGAAUAAUACGAUUCAUCGUCAUCCCCUGCGCAACGGCUACGUUGCUCGCCAGCUUCGUGUUCUUCCCCAUCGACGAGCGCGUCACCAAGGCAAAAAGUAUGCAGCUCCUGUCUGGUGUCUCUCCCCUGUCCUACUGGAUGGCAAACUACCUUUGGGACUUGGUGUUGGCACUGGUCUCUAUGCUCUGCAUGUUCUUUCCGGUCUUCAUGUGCCAUCCCGGCACCGUAGCUAUCAUGGGCCACAUUGUCUUCCUAACCCUCUCCUAUGUCCACUGUAUGGUGCCCCUCGUCUACUACUUCUCAUUCGUGACGGACUCGAUGGCUGCUGGCUUUCUUGAGCUGGCAGCGUUACUGAGUUUUUCUGGAAUCACGUCGACGCUGGGCUUCCAGCUCCUGAUGAUCAAGACCGACGAAGGAGUCUCUCUCUUCGCCCCCGUCAAGCGGUACCCUUUGCUCUACCUGUUGUACUUCGUACCGCCAUUUAGCUACCACUGGUCGCUCGUCAAGGUGGCGCAGUUGACGUGGGAGAAUUAUAUUUGCUCUACGAGCGCCCUCUAUGAACUGCACGACAUCUGUACCUUUAUACAGGCGAGCAAAGACGACGGAGCAGUGUUACUCACAGGAUUGCGCUACUGUUGCGGGGAAUUCUUCAGGCACAACUUCACGUACUUGUCGACUCUGGGUUCACUCUCAUUCCACCGAGACUCCGCUGCAGUGGAGUUGAUAAUACUAAUCCUCGAAGGUAUCGUCUUUAUGAUGAUAUUGGUAUCUGUGGAAAGUGGUGCUCUCAAGCCUCUGGCUGGUUCCAAAAGCGGUCCAUCAUCACCACAGCAGCUGAACGCGGACGUAGCUGAAGAACGGAGGGCAGUGGAGAAGAUCGUUGCAGAAAAGGACUUUGAGAAGGCCGCCCUGAUAGUUAAUGACAUUCAGAAAACCUACUGGAGAACUCCGGUGCUCCGAGGCGUGAGCUUUCUGAUGCGUCCUGGAGAAUGUCUGGUCGUACUUGGUCUUCGAGGCUCUGGGAAGAGCACGCUCCUGGAUGUCCUCGCGGGUACUGAGCCUCUGAAUGGUGGCUCGGCCUAUAUGACCGACGGCACCCCCUUGUCAGAUCUGGAGAUGUGGCAACAACGAAUCGGGGUGUGCCCUCAGUAUGACGGAAUAUUGGGGAAGUUGACAGUCCGACAGACGCUGUGGCUGUAUGCUAACCUUAGGGGCAUCGACUCCGACAGAGUGGAACAAUUGGUUUCUCACGUAGUGGAGCUGUUGAACUUGCGGUAUUAUGAUACGCUGUAUGUGUCGUAUUGCAACGCCUCCACGCGGCGGAAACUUGCGGUGGGCAUCGCCAUCAUCGGCCUGCCGCCUGUUGUGUUGAUGGACGAUCCAGCGGCUGGCCUGGACUACUUCGCCAAAAAGAAAAUGUACGACACAAUUCGCCUUAUCCGGACGCUGGUCAAGGCUGCUGUCGUUGUCGUCACGCACAGCAUGAGCGAUUGCCACGCCGUCAGCGAUCGCAUGGCCCUCAUGGUGAACGGCCAGUUCCAGAGCAUCGGUACCAUCAAGGAAGUGCGUACGAGACUCUGCAAGGGCUGCCAGCUCAGUCUACGAUUCUUUCCUGCGCAACUGCAGGAUCCUCUCACUGUUGCUCACAUCGAUACUACGGUCAGGAAGUGGUUUCCAGGUGCCAUGUUGACUGCUGCUCUCCACGAGCAGAUCCUCGAGUACAGCGUGGUUUUGACCAAGAGCUGGAGCGAAACGUUCCGCUCGCUGAACGACCUCAAGGCUCAGCUGCGGGCUCAGGACCUUCUUAUUGGCGAAGCGACUCUCGAACACGUCAUGCUUCGGUCUGUGCGUCGAAUGCCUACUCAGCCUAAUGUUCGUGUCUAGCGACUUUAAUGUCUAGUGCCAUUAAAGGAGUCUUCUGGUA
Molecule: messenger RNA, 5659 nt
Organism: Ornithodoros turicata
Lineage: Eukaryota; Metazoa; Arthropoda; Arachnida; Ixodida; Argasidae
Product: phospholipid-transporting ATPase ABCA3-like
Exons: 11
Coding region: 115-5619 (1834 amino acids)
Biological process (GO): lipid transport; transmembrane transport
Cellular component (GO): intracellular membrane-bounded organelle; membrane
Molecular function (GO): ABC-type transporter activity; lipid carrier activity; ATP hydrolysis activity
Source: RefSeq, a predicted model, not a curated record